CCCGGCGUAUAUAAGGCUGGCGGCCGGCCUCGGACAGACCCCGCGCUCCCCGAGGCGCCCGGAGCCCUCCCAGAGGCACCGACGCCGCAGCUCGGUCCUGCGCGCCGCACACGCUCUCCCGCAACCUGGUUGGAGACACCAUGAAGCCCGCCGGCCGCGCGGCGCUGCUGGGGGCGCUGCUGCUCCUGGCCCAGCUGCGCGCAGGGAGCGGCCGGCCCGGCCCGGCGGCGGCGGCGGGGGACCCGGUUCCGAGUCUGCGCUGGAGCCCCGGGGCGCGCCCUCCGGUCGGCGGGGCCCGGGCGCUGCUGCUGCUGCUGGCCGAGCGCUUCCCGCGCCGCGCCGCCCACCCGGACAGGGGCCCAGCCGGGCCCGCGGGCGAGCGGCCGCGACGGGACGACCCCCCGCUCUCCAUCGACCUCACCUUCCACCUGCUGCGGACCCUGCUGGAGCUGGCGCGCACGCAGAGCCAGCGGGAGCGCGCCGAGCAGAACCGCGUGCUCUUCGAGUCGGUGGGCAAGUGACCCGCCGGGACCCCGGCACCCUCGGCCCGGCCCCCACCCGAACUGACCCGGCCCGCGGGGCUGGAGCGGCCCGGAGACACCCGCGCUCUCUGCGCUCCUCUUUUUUUA
Molecule: messenger RNA, 629 nt
Organism: Erinaceus europaeus (western European hedgehog)
Lineage: Eukaryota; Metazoa; Chordata; Mammalia; Eulipotyphla; Erinaceidae
Gene: UCN
Product: urocortin
Exons: 2
Coding region: 141-521 (126 amino acids)
Biological process (GO): negative regulation of feeding behavior
Cellular component (GO): extracellular region
Molecular function (GO): hormone activity
Source: RefSeq, a predicted model, not a curated record